AUGUUAGAAUCAGAAAAACUAGAGUGGCUACGUAAAAAUCAACCAAAGCUUCGAGUGUCCAAGUACAACUCUUUAGAGAAAGAGGGCGAUCAAAGUCAAGCUCCAGGAAUAAGCAUAGGUAAACGAGUUGUUUUGCCUUCUUCCUUUGUUGGCGGCCGUAGGUUUAUGGAUCAAUUGUACUAUGAUGGGAUGGCUAUAUGCAGUAAAGUUGGAUUUCCCGAUUUGUUUAUUACUUUUACAUGUAACCCAAAUUGGCCGGAGAUUCAAAGAGUUCUCGGACCUCUACAUUUGAAGCCCCAAGAUCGCCCGGAUGUCGUUUCAAGAGUUUUCAAAAUCAAAUUCGAUCAACUCCUUUCAGAUUUAACCAAAAAAGGCGUUCUUGGAAAAGUGCUUGCUUAUAUGUACACCAUUGAGUUCCAAAAGAGAGGGUUACCUCAUGCCCAUAUAUUGCUGUUUUUGCAUCCUUCAAACAAAUAUCCAACGCCCGAUGACAUUGACAAGAUCAUUAGUGCGGAAGUCCCCGAUCCCAGAAGACACCCUCGGUUAUACAAUUUGGUAAAAUCUCACAUGGUCCAUGGUCCUUGUGGUUUGAAAUGGCAGCCUACGACCGUGGUGGAUCACGAGGGCUAUCCGGUUUAUAGGAGAAGAAACAACGGACACACAAUUGAAAAGAACGGCAUCAUCUUUCAUAGUGGUCAUGUUGUGCCUCACAAUCCAAGUUUGCUAUUGAAAUACGAAGCCCACAUCAACAUGGAAUGGUGCAACCAAAGUACUUCCAUCAAAUACCUUUUCAAAUACAUUAACAAAGGAUCGGAUCGUAUUUCUGCAAUCAUACAAGCAUGUUGGAGGAUCUUUUCUUAUUCCAUACAUGGAAGGAAGCCGGCUGUAGAGAGACUGUUUUUUCAUAUGGAAGGUGAAAACUCCGUGUACUACAAAGACUACGAGCAAGUUGGUGAUGUUUUACUCAAACCAAGUGUAACCGAGUCAAUGUUUACUUCUUGGUUUGAGGCAAACAAAACUUACGAGGAAGCAAGAUUGCUAACUUAUGGUGACUUUGUUUCAAAAUUUGUUUAUCAUAAAAGAAGUCGGACUUGGAAGCCAAGGAAAAGAGGAUAUACCAUUGGUCGACUAAUUUGGGUUCCUCAAAGCACUGGUGAAUUGUUUUAUUUAAGAAUGAUGCUCACUGUCACAAAGGGUCCUUUAUGCUAUAAAGACAUUAAGAAAGUUGAUGGAAAACAACUUAAAACUUUUAGGGACGCAUGCUUUGCGAUGGGAUUUCUACAAGAUGAUCGAGAAUUUGUCGAGGCGAUCAAAGAGGCACAUCUUUGGGGUUCCGGUCCUUUUUUACGCAAGUUAUUUGUAACAAUGUUGUUAUCUUCUUCCAUGAACAGACCGGAACAUGUGUGGAGAAAGACUUGGAUGUAUUUAUCAGAUGGCAUUCUUUAUGAGCAACGCUUAUUCGCAAGAGAUCAAGGUCUUACAAUGAGCGAUGCCGAGCUAAAAGAAAGGACACUUAUGGCCAUUGAAACACUUUUACAAAAUAAUAAUCGAACUCUGAAAGACUUCAAGACAAUGCCAUAUCCAAAAGAUUUUGUGGUCUCCUUUACUGGAAAUAGGCUACUUUAUGAUGAACUUCAAUAUGAGGUUGUUGCUCAAAAACAAAUUUUUGAUACUUUGUAUGCUUCUCUUACAGAUGAGCAACGAAGCAUUUUUGAGGAAAUCAUGGAUGCUGUAGAAAAACAACAAGGUGGGGUGUUUUUUUUAUAUGGCUAUGGUGGGACUGGUAAGACCUUUAUGUGGAACACUUUAUCAGCAGCACUUAGGUCCAAAAAGAAAAUUGUCUUGCCGGUUGCUUCAAGUGGAAUUGCAAGUUUGUUGUUACCAGGAGGAAGAACAGCUCAUUCUAGAUUUAAGAUUCCCGUUCCUACUUUAGAAACUUCUAUUUGCAACAUUGAAAAAAAAGAUGAUAUUGCUGAGCUUCUUAAGUUUACGGAUUUAAUCAUCUGGGAUGAGGCUCCUAUGGCUAACAAGUUUUGCUUCGAAUCUUUGGACAAAUCCUUAAAAGAUAUCAUGAGUGGCCCCACACAUGCAUCUAAAAAAAUAUUUGGAGGAAAGGUUGUUGUUUUUGGUGGUGACUUCAGACAGAUUCUCCCUGUUAUACCAAGAGGUACUAGAUCUGAUAUUAUCCAUGCAACAAUUAAUGCUUCUUAUAUUUGGGAUCAUUGUAAAGUAUUGAGACUUACAAAAAACAUGAGAUUGCAAAGUGGUCCACCUACUGCUACAGCUGAUGAGAUUAGGAGCUUUUCUGAGUGGAUUUUAAAUAUUGGAGAUGGGACCAUGUGUGAACCUAAUGAUGGUUAUGCUGAUAUCUGUAUUCCAGAUGAGUUCAUAAUUUCAAACUUUGCAGAUCCUAUUCAGGCCAUUGUUGAAGAUACCUACCCUGAUCUCAUUCAUAAUUAUCUUGAUUCCAAUUAUCUUCAAAGUCGUGCGAUUUUAGCUUCAACAAUCGAAGUAGUUGAUGAUAUCAACCAAUAUAUCACUAACCUUCUUCCAGGAGAAGAGAGAGAAUACUUUAGUAGUGAUUCCAUUGAUAGAUCAGAUGUAACUAACUUUGAUGCAUAUGAGCAUGUGACCCCCGAGUUUUUGAAUGCACUUAAAACCUCGGGAUUGCCUAACCAUUCAAUCAAGUUGAAAGUCGGGGCCACUAUUAUGUUAAUGCGCAACCUAGAUCAGUCAGAGGGCUUGUGCAACGGCACACGACUAACUGUAACUAGGCUUGCUGCCCAUGUCAUUGAAGCCAAGAUCAUUUCUGGAAAAAAUAUUGGUAACAUCUUUUAUAUUCCAAGAAUGUCUUUAUCCCCCUCACAGUCUCCAUGGCCAUUUAAAUUGGUGAGGCGCCAAUUUCCAAUUAUUGUUUCCUUUGCCAUGACUAUUAACAAGUCACAGGGCCAGUCACUUGACAAUGUGGGAUUGUAUUUGCCAAAGGAAGUUUUUAGUCAUGGGCAACUCUAUGUCGCUAUCUCAAGGGUCAAAUCCAAAAAGGGUUUGAGGAUUCUUAUUCAUGACAAAGAGAAACAACCUAUGCUCUCUACCACCAAUGUUGUUUUCAAGGAAGUCUUUCAUAACAUUUAA
Vicia villosa (hairy vetch) is the source of this 3132-nucleotide messenger RNA. RefSeq lists its product as uncharacterized. Gene Ontology annotation, molecular function: DNA helicase activity. Bases 1 to 3132 code for a protein of 1043 amino acids. The record is from RefSeq and is a predicted model, not a curated record. Gene Ontology annotation, biological process: DNA repair; telomere maintenance. NCBI's taxonomy places the organism in Eukaryota, Viridiplantae, Streptophyta, Magnoliopsida, Fabales, Fabaceae. The transcript is spliced from 7 exons.